This is a messenger RNA of Rotaria sp. Silwood1, 339 nucleotides long. The record is from the annotation of a GenBank genome assembly. Lineage: Eukaryota; Metazoa; Rotifera; Eurotatoria; Philodinida; Philodinidae.
AUGUUAUCACAAUUUUUCAUUGUACUUAUAUUAAUUUUUACUUCUUUUAAUAUUAUUCAAACAAUUGAAUUUGGAUGUGAACAUAAUUCAACGACUUAUCCAAUUGAUACUGAAUGGACAUUAUCUGAAUCUUGUCAAACAUGUAAAUGUUUAUCAAAUAAAAUUAUUAUUUGUCGAAAUCGAACAUGUCAAAUACCAAAAGAUUGUCGAAUGGGUGAACAAUUAACAUUAAAAGCAGGUAGUUGUUGUCCAACAUGUUCGCCUAUUCGACGUUCUUGUCUCUAUGAUAGUACUGCAAUACUUGUAUGUUAUCAAUUAUAUUUCUUAUUUAACAAAUGA